This is a messenger RNA of Anoplopoma fimbria (sablefish), 1880 nucleotides long. RefSeq names its product RIO kinase 1 (yeast) (gene riok1). The transcript is spliced from 17 exons. NCBI's taxonomy places the organism in Eukaryota, Metazoa, Chordata, Actinopteri, Perciformes, Anoplopomatidae. The coding region runs from base 114 to 1754 and encodes 546 amino acids. Gene Ontology annotation, biological process: maturation of SSU-rRNA. Gene Ontology annotation, cellular component: cytosol; preribosome, small subunit precursor. The record is from RefSeq and is a predicted model, not a curated record. Gene Ontology annotation, molecular function: ATP binding; protein serine/threonine kinase activity.
GAAGUGAACAUAACACGCUGCAGUGUGAGCUGCUCCGACCACGUCUGGAUCAGUUUGGAUCGGGUUCGGUUCUGGAUCAGUUCUGUUCAGAGUCUCUGUUGGUGUGUGACGUCAUGUCUGCGGUCAGCUGUGUACCUGGCCAGUUUGAUGACGUAGAGGAGGACAGUGGCCAAUCACAGCCGUCUGCUGCAACGCAUCACACCGGUGAUGUCACUCAGCAGCCUCCAUCACACCGACAGGAGGAGGAAGACGAGGAGGAGGAGGAGGAGGAGGAGGACGAGGAGGAGGAGGAGGAGGAGUGGGCGUGGCGUUCAGCAGGAGGAGAUCUUACCAAAAGAUACAACAGGACGGCCGUGAGCUGUCAGUUCAACAGACAGAAUCCAUCCAAUAAGACGCUGCAGUCGACUCCGUCUGACAAAGCUCUGAGGAAAUAUGAGCACAAGAUCAACCUGGAUAAACUGAACUACGCCGACUCAGUGAUCAAUAAAGUGACGACGAUGCAGAAACAGAAGGAAGCCGACAAGUACAGAGUGAAGGACAAAUCAGAUCGGGCCACAGUGGAACAGGUGUUAGAUCCUCGAACUCGAAUGAUUCUCUUUAAGAUGUUGAGUCGGGGAGUCAUCUGUGAAAUCAACGGCUGCAUCAGUACAGGGAAGGAGGCUAAUGUUUAUCAUGCCAGCACCUCCUCUGGAGAAAGUAGAGCCAUAAAGAUCUACAAGACCUCCAUCCUGCUGUUCAAAGACCGGGACAAGUACGUCAGCGGAGAGUUCAGGUUCCGUCACGGUUACUGUAAAGGAAACCCCAGGAAGAUGGUGAGAACCUGGGCAGAGAAGGAGAUGAGGAACCUCAUCAGGCUGCAGACGGCAGGAAUCCCGAGUCCAGAACCGUACCUGCUCAGAAGUCACGUUCUGCUGAUGAGCUUCAUCGGAAAAGACACCAUGCCGGCUCCUCUGUUGAAGAACGCGGCGUUGUCUGAGUCGAAGGCUCGUGAGCUCUACCUACAGGUUCUACAGAACAUGAGGAAGAUGUUCCAGGAGGCUCGCCUCGUCCACGCGGACCUCAGCGAGUUCAACAUGCUAUAUCACAACGGAGACGCUUACAUCAUUGACGUGUCGCAGUCGGUGGAGCACGAUCAUCCUCACGCUCUGGAGUUCCUCAGGAAGGACUGCUGUAACGUCAACGAGUUCUUUGUGAAGCGUGGCGUCGCGGUGAUGACAGUCAGAGAGCUGUUUGACUUCAUCACAGACCCGUCGAUCACCUGCCACAACAUCGACCAAUACCUGGAGAAGGCGAUGGUGAUUGCAUCUGAGCGGACGUCGGAACAGCGGUCGGAUCAGGACGGAGUGGACGAGGAGGUGUUUAAGAAGGCCUACAUCCCCCGAACUCUGACGGACGUGAGUCACUACGAGCGAGACGUCGACCUGAUGAGGACGAAGGAGGAGGAGUCGGCCAUCUGUGGACAUGAGGACAACGUUCUGUACCAGACGCUGACCGGACUGAGGAAGGAUCUGUCUGGAGUUCAAACGGUUCCUGCUCUCCUGGAGAAUGACCAGUCUUCAUCUGAGGAGGAAGAGGAGGAGGAGGAGGAAGCGGAAGAAGAAGAUCAGCAGGAGCAGAGUGAGGAAGCCCAGAUUGACAAAAAGGAGAAGAAGAAGGUGGUGAAAGAAGCUCAGAGAGAAAAAAGGAAAAAGAAAGUACCAAAACAUGUGAAGAAGAGGAAAGAGAAAGCGUCCAAGAUGAAGAAAGGCAAAUGAUGACUUCCUGUUUGUCUGUGUAGACUUCCUGUGUGUUACUACUCUAUUGAUCAGCUGUGCAGCAUCACCACGACGACCAGUCACAGUAAACAUCAAAGAAAGCUUUCAAUAAAACAUUUUAUCACA